UAACUGCAUGUCAAUGUUCCACAUAUCCACACAAAACUGUUGCUGAAUCAUUAACGAUGCUUUAAUUUAAAUAACCAAGGGCACUUUUACCUUUUACCUUAUAUAAAGCAGAAAUCCAUACGAUUCUCUGCUUUUGCGUGCAAUUUUCCAUCAGUUGCGUACAUUCCAACCGAGAAUGGCGACUAAAAAGUGCUCAUCAAACAGCUCAACUUCAAUUUCGCGAAUCUCUGCUGCGCGUUUCAUUAUUUUUACGCUCAAAGCAAUCGGUCUAUGGCAGUGGACAGCAGACAGCAGUCAGCUCGCAAACUCUCGUCUAUCAUACUUGUUCAAACUGCAGCGUGCGCAUGGUUUAAUACUGCACGUGCCGAUCUCAUUCACCUACAUUACGCUUAUGUUUACAGCGGUGUUAUUGUCGCAAGAACUCGAGGAGAUCAGUAGUGUACUUCACGUGCUGUUGACCGAAUUUGCAUUAGUCGUGAAGAUCUUGCAUAUUUGGCGUCUACGUAAUGCUUCCUGGCGCUAUAUGGAUGAGCUGGCCAACGAGCCCAUGUAUGCAUUUCGUCGUCAGUCCGAGAGGGCGAAGUGGCAGCGCGCCCAGCGUUCGUUCGCCAUCAUCGCCUACACUUAUAUACUAGGCAGCCUAGCCGUGGUGGUGUUCGGCUGCAUCGGUGUUAUGUUAACACCGGCCGAUGUUUAUAUUUUGCCCUUCAACUUUUAUAUACCCUUUGAGUGGCGUCAUCCGCGUAAGUACUGGUAUGCAUGGACCUAUAGCAGUAUUUGCAUGUUGCUUACAUGCAUCUCUAAUGUUUCACUGGACAUGAUUUUCUGCUACUUCAUGUUCCACCUAUCGCUGUUAUAUAAAUUGAUCGGUUGGCGUUUGACCGCUUUGCGACGGCCGAAGAGUACAAAAGGGCGAGUUCGAGAUGGAGGUGGUGAAGAUGAAUCGGAAGUUAUUGACCAAAUGGCAGAGAUUUUCCAAAUGCAUAUGAAGCUGAAGCGAUUGACGACGAAAUGUGAGGCCCUAGUAUCUGUACCCGUUUUGGCACAAAUUGUUCUCAGCGCUUUCAUACUAUGUUUUAGUGGUUAUCGGCUGCAGCAUAUGGACAACAUGGAAAAUGUUGGCAUAUUAAUUAGCACAAUUCAAUUUGCCUCAGUGAUGAUUCUGCAAAUUUUCUUGCCCUGUCACUAUGGCGAUGCGGUAAAUGAGUAUUCAAAUGCUUUAACAAAUGAUAUCUUCAACUCGGAUUGGACAACAUUUGAUGUACCGUCGCGCAAGUUUAUGAUUUUAUAUAUGGAACUUUUGAAGCGUCCGGCAAAUUUGAAGGCUGCCAACUUCUUCAAGAUCGGUCUGCCCGUUUUUGCGAAGACUAUGAACAACGCUUACAGUAUUUUUGCUCUUCUUCUUAAUAUGAAUAAAUAAAUAAAUGAAGUAUAUUAACUAACUGUAGCUUCUCCGAUGAGUAAAUAAGACAAUAUUGUUUCAUUCUUUCAAGCAACCUUUUUUUGAUCGAUUAGGCGAAGCUCUGUAAAUUCUAUGUGAAUAUUUCGAGAAUUCCAGUUAUAAACAGAGGUGUUAUUAUACUGCGACAUGUAGUUUUUGUUUUAUUUAAGAUGGGCCUAGGAACAAUUAUUUGACGUCUAUUAUAUCCCAGUUAUGGUGAAUGGUAAAGUAAUGAAGGGCAGAGAGGUCAAUAUAAAUCUGGGUCGGUUUUACUAACUACUUUUACAACUAUAAUAGUGCAGUCUACCUUAUCAGAAUGAACCCUAAUUUUUAUACGGCCAGCAACUGCCGACUCGGUAACCUUCCAUAAACCUACCACCACAAAAUGAGAAGUGUAGCUGUUGUAGUUGAUAGUCUUCCACUCAGCCCUGGAACUCAGGUUUAAAGGAAGAUUACAUGAAUACAAGACCAAGUUCAUUGCUUAAAUGCAGCCACAUAGUUAUUAGUUCUCAUUCCUAUAAAAAAGUUCAGAAUUGACAAUGAUUUUGGUCGGGAAAAUGGCAUUGUGGUCAAAGUGUUAAUAGUAUUAUUUUAAACAAGUAAUAUGGGCAUAGGAACAAUUAUUUGAUCGUGCUUCAAUAGAGUAUUUUUAAAAAGUGUGUAUGAUGAGAGUUCUAUAGUUAGGCAGUUAAUAUC
Zeugodacus cucurbitae (melon fly) is the source of this 2137-nucleotide messenger RNA. RefSeq names its product odorant receptor 94a-like. Bases 176 to 1420 code for a protein of 414 amino acids. Gene Ontology annotation, biological process: sensory perception of smell; detection of chemical stimulus involved in sensory perception of smell. Gene Ontology annotation, molecular function: odorant binding; olfactory receptor activity. NCBI's taxonomy places the organism in Eukaryota, Metazoa, Arthropoda, Insecta, Diptera, Tephritidae. Gene Ontology annotation, cellular component: plasma membrane. The transcript is spliced from 4 exons. The record is from RefSeq and is a predicted model, not a curated record.